This is a messenger RNA of Adineta steineri, 525 nucleotides long. NCBI's taxonomy places the organism in Eukaryota, Metazoa, Rotifera, Eurotatoria, Adinetida, Adinetidae. The record is from the annotation of a GenBank genome assembly.
AUGUCAGAACUAAAUACUCAUCAUGUAUCGACUAAUAUAUCAUCAGCUCAACCAAAAGUGACAAGUUUGUUAUCGAACUAUCAUCGACCAGUAAUAAAAAUGUCGUCAAGAGCAGCUAAUAACGAUUUCACUAAUUAUACUGCAUUAGAUACAUUCAGGCGAGAAACUGUACGUAAAGAAGAAGAAGCAGAACGAUUAUGGAAAACAAAGUUUGAUCCAUGGUUAAUGGAUGAAUAUCAAGAAAUGUAUGAAAGUAUAGGAAAAAAUCGUGGUAUACCUCCUGAUAAUCGUGUUAUUCCACUUAAGCGUUCUGAAUGGCAACAACCAGCAGAUGCAUUACCUCCAUUAUAUAAACGCUUGAAUGGUCAACGACGUCGACGUUUAUUAGGCUCGUUUCCUGAAACAGAAAACGAUAAAAUUGGUUGGCGUCUUUUACCAGAACAUGCUAUUAAUAUGUAUGGUUCAAACACAGCAAAUAUACCACCAUUACCGAAACAAUACAAAAUAUCUAGUUAUCCCGGUUGA